CAAUCAUACACACCCUGUGUGCUCUCUGCCAAGCUGCUGAUCAAUAAAAUGGCACUCAAACCCAUUGAAGACUGGUCUGUGAAAGCUCCAUUCACCAAGCGGUUCUCACAACCAUUAAAGGAAAACAUGAUGAUCAUGGUGUGUGGAACGAUACCGACUACUGCCAAUCAAUUCGUUAUUAACUUACAACAAGGAGUUGAGAAGGAGACGGCAAUUCCCUUCCAUUUUGGGGCCCGUUUCGAUACAAGCCCCAGUAAGGUGGUGUACAGUGCCCAGAAGGAUGGAAACUGGUCUCCAAUGUUGGACACAUGCUGUGACUUUGGCAAGAGAGGGGAUGAUUUCAAGAUCUGUUUCUUUACCUGGAGCAACUGUUAUCAGGCCUGUGUGAACGGAAAGCACAUCCUCACCUACGAUCACACCACCGAGAAGAUAGACAGCGUCAACAUCUACGGCGACGUCCACAUCAGCAGCCUGAGAGUUUAUGAUCUUCACUGCACAUAAAAGGUCUGACUGCAGGGAGUUUCCUUUGGACUCAAUGCCCAGCAGCCUCUUCCAUCCUCAGAGUACAGCUGGUUAAGAGUUUUUCAAUAAAGCAGUCCUUGAUAAA
This is a messenger RNA of Hypanus sabinus (Atlantic stingray), 607 nucleotides long. Its product is annotated as galectin-12-like. The coding region runs from base 49 to 501 and encodes 150 amino acids. NCBI's taxonomy places the organism in Eukaryota, Metazoa, Chordata, Chondrichthyes, Myliobatiformes, Dasyatidae. The transcript is spliced from 5 exons. Gene Ontology annotation, molecular function: carbohydrate binding. The record is from RefSeq and is a predicted model, not a curated record.